UGAUGUACAGAGAUAACCCAUACCUUCUUGCCCAUGAUUACGACCUCCAUGGAUUAAUAUAGACUGGAUUUCUUAUCCCACCUGCAAACACAGAACAAUGCGUACUUCUGCUGUAACUCAAGAACGCAUUCUUUUUUUCGAUGUUUUAUCCAAAUGGGACUGUUUCUUCGAUUCUAGAGGUUUUUGCAAUCUGGGUUUUAAUGGGCACUCUUCCAUUUUGUCUAAUUUUUUGCGCUGUGAUGGAUUCGAGAGUUUAGUUGGUGAGAAGAGGGAGAGGCCCAAGGUGGUUGCAUCUUUGGGUUUGAGUAGAAGUGUGUUAAGGAUUCAGAGGAUUUGGAAUAACUUCAAUAGGGCUAUUAGAUUGCACUGUGAAAGGAUCCCAAUUGGGUUUGCCUCAGUUGGUGUGUCUUCGGGAGAGAAUGGAUUGGGUGAUGAUGGUUGUGGUGGUCUGGCCAAGGAAAGUUUUAACGUGAAUGGUGGGGAGGCAGAGAAUCCAAAAAAGGUGCUUAUUUUGAUGAGUGACACUGGUGGUGGUCACAGAGCUUCAGCGGAAGCCAUCAAAGCAACCUUCAAUGAAGAAUUUGGAGAUGAGUAUCAGGUGUUUGUUACAGAUUUGUGGACAGAUCACACGCCUUGGCCCUUCAACCAAUUGCCCAGGAGCUAUAACUUCUUGGUGAAACAUGGUCCCCUCUGGAAGUUGACAUAUUAUGCGUCUUCUCCUCGUGUGGUGCAUCAAUCCAACUUUGCUGCAACUUCUACUUUUAUAGCUCGAGAGGUUGCUAAAGGGCUGAUGAAAUACCAGCCAGAUAUUAUUAUCAGUGUACAUCCUCUUAUGCAGCAUGUUCCACUGCGUGUACUGAGGGCAAAGGGUCUUUUGGAGAAAAUCGUGUUUACCACAGUGGUAACUGACUUAAGCACUUGCCAUCCUACAUGGUUUCAUAAGCUUGUAACUAGAUGCUAUUGCCCAACGAUUGAGGUGUCAAAAAGGGCAUUAAAAGCAGGACUUCAGCCUUCUCAAAUGAAAGUUUAUGGCCUCCCGGUGCGACCUUCAUUUGUGAAGCCUGUCCGACCUAAGGUUGAAUUGAGGAGAUCGUUGGGAAUGGAUGAGGAUCUUCCUGCUGUCUUACUGAUGGGAGGAGGUGAAGGAAUGGGUCCCAUUGAGGCUACUGCUCGGGCACUUGGGAAUACAUUGUAUGAUGAGAGUAAUGGUGAACCGAUAGGUCAGGUUCUCGUGAUUUGUGGCCGCAAUAAAAAACUUGCCAACAAAUUGCUUUCAAUUGAUUGGAAGAUUCCUGUUCAGGUGAAGGGAUUUGUCACUAAGAUGGAAGAAUGCAUGGGUGCCUGUGAUUGCAUUAUUACGAAGGCAGGACCAGGGACAAUUGCAGAAGCUAUGAUACGGGGUCUUCCUAUAAUACUCAACGAUUAUAUUGCUGGACAGGAAGUUGGGAAUGUACCAUAUGUAGUGGAAAAUGGAUGUGGGAAGUUCUCAAAGUCACCAAAAGCGAUAGCAAAAAUUGUUGCUGAAUGGUUUGGUCCAAAAGCUGAUGAGCUUAAGGCCAUGUCUCGGGAUGCAUUGAAGUUGGCUAGACCAGAUGCAGUGUUUAAGAUAGUUCAUGAUCUGCAUGAGUUGGUGAGACAAAGAAGUUUACUUGUACCCCAGUAUUCUUGUACAACUUAACCUUACAAAAUUUGCCUUUUUUUUUAGUGAUAAAAUGCUCUUAUGGGCAAAA
This is a messenger RNA of Telopea speciosissima, 1730 nucleotides long. RefSeq names its product probable monogalactosyldiacylglycerol synthase, chloroplastic. The transcript is spliced from 8 exons. Gene Ontology annotation, biological process: glycolipid biosynthetic process. Bases 98 to 1678 code for a protein of 526 amino acids. Gene Ontology annotation, molecular function: hexosyltransferase activity. The record is from RefSeq and is a predicted model, not a curated record. NCBI's taxonomy places the organism in Eukaryota, Viridiplantae, Streptophyta, Magnoliopsida, Proteales, Proteaceae.